AGUAAAAUGAACUCUGACUGGACGGGGACCAUGCGUAAAGGAUGGGGCCAAUUUUUACUCUUACGAUAAGAGUCUUAUCGAAGGAUGUGAUCUAUCCUAAAAUUAAUAUAGGAUGCGUUAAACUACUCCAAAAAUCAUAACCGAUCUUGAAUUUACCGUAAAAACUCAAAUAGUAGCGGGGGGCUACUAUUUAAAAAAUCGGUGGCUGGGACCCGGCUACUAUUUGAGCAAGGCUACUAUUUGGGCACGGUCACUAUUUAUAAAAUUAUGAAAAAAUGCACGGCUACUAUUAGCAAACAUCUAUUGUAAUUUUAUUUCCAGAAUCGAACUCAAAUUAAAUUUUAAUAACAGCACCAAAUUCUCCCUUAGAUCCGUAUUAGAUGACAAUUCUAUAGGUUAGGCCUGCUCUUAAUUUUAAUAAUUUAUCCGAUGAGCCGAAUUUCGUGUUCAAUUCGAUGUUGUAUAACUGAGAUUAAAUUCAAUUGUGAUUUAAUUCCUUAAAAGAGCUGGCUAGGAGAUGUCUGGUUGUAUGUAUCCCGAUCUACAAUUUUUGUUGCAAAGUGGUAGCAAAAUGGUAGCAACUUGAAACAAAUAACGGUGGCAAAAUAUUUGUUAUUUUAACGUGAUUCCACAGUAUGAAAAAUUACUGUUAACUCUUCAAAGCAUUCUGCUACAUAAAAAUAACAGUAAAAUUCACGCAACUUUUCAUGAAAAUUUCAACGAGAAAAGUUGCGUGGAUUUCAACCAAAUAACAACCGUGGUAUUCACCAAAACAUGGCACGAAAAAACAACGCAGAUUUAACCUGGAAUGCUAACAAAGAGAAUGCGCGGAAUCCAAAGUUUUGCCUCCACUCCAUCUUUCUCUCUCACAAAGUCAGUUCAAUUAAUUUUAUUUCCAAAAUGUCAUCCCUCCCAGUCAAUAAAUUUUGUAUUAUACAGAUUGACUGUAACGGCGAAAAAUUUGUAGAAAUAGCUCCCACGAUUUGGCUGGAAAAGGAGGAAAAGUUCGUGUUGUGGCCACCAGCUUCUAAACUGAAAAGUUUCAGUAAAAAGGGAAAUGUACAUCCCCUCCCAUCCUGGAGAAGACAGACGUAUCAGAAAAUCCUUGGAAAAUAUGAUACUUGGAAAGUAUGUAGCUUGUGAGAAGGUUAAGAUAGCGGAGGACACUUCCAAUCUUAAGAGUGCGUCAGAGAAUCAUUUGGAAGGCCGAAAGCAGAAACAUAAUCGAGAAUUGUCGCACCCGAACGUGUCAUCAAGCAGCAGCGAGGAUGAGGAAGAGAAUUCCAUUCUAGUUUUACCUCCUCCCAUGAACGAUGAAGGAAGCACUGAAGUACAACUAUCAACUCAAAUUAACGACAACAUUCCUUCAAUAAAUCUACCAGAAGUAGUCAACUUGGAAGGAGAAGACAUUGACGUGCUUUUGGCCACUUCAGCAGAUAUAAAUGAUUUAAAGAAAUUAAUUGAAGGCAAAUCUUUGCUUAGUUUUUACAGUUUUUAUCAUGUUAUAUCAUUUAAUACUAAAAUAAUGUAAUUUUUGUUGCAGGUUAUAAUACAAGAAUUAUCAAAAUUCUUGAGCGCCAAAACGCAGAAAUUCUAGAGAUAAGAGCAACCCUACAUAAUAUCCGAAUAUCGAACGACGGAGAAGUUGAAGCUGAUUUUUCAUCUAUUCCACAUCAUCAUCUGGAGACGAGAGAACACCUUGAACAGACUGAAAAUUGGCUGAAACUUGCCGACACAAAUCGAGAUUUAUUGAUUGAAUACCUAAGAAUAAAAGGAGGCGAUACUGUUGAGAAAAAUACGAAAAAGGCGUUUAAAAAAUUAGUCAGCCCUGAACUUGCUCGACAAAUAAAUUACACUGGAAAGGGAGGAAAAAUUGCUUUAAAACCUUUGGGAAUUUUCUCGGCUGUAAUUGAAAGUGUGAGAAAAAAUUAUCCUGCUGCAACGGACAACAUAAUUGAAAAAGCAGCAAAAGAUUUCUUCCGUUUUAUAAAAGUAUAAUAUCGUCCUGGCGUGUCAACCCGGAUUUUCAGCUAGAAAUAUAAGAAGAAUAGUUUCAAAAAAAGUACGUGAAAAUAUUGCAGAAUUACAUGAAGAACUAACGUCGUCUACACAACAUAGUAAUAGUACAGUGUUUUGUCAAAAAUUCUCGGCCGAUUAAUAAUAAUAAUUAUAGCUCAGGGACUGAAUCAAUUGAUGUUAGCGAUAGUGAUAUAAGUUUAAUUAGUCGUGUAACCUCGGACUGCAGUCAGGAAGGAGAAAGUAUUGAUAAGAUAAGAGAAAAUUUAAGAAAUUGGGCAAUUUCACAUAAUAUAACUGGGUUAGCAGUGCAAGAUUUACUCAAACUUCUGAAGGAAUAUAAAAUAUUUAGUUUUCUACCUUCCGAUCACAGAACUCUUCUCAGGCCGACGGCAAAUUAUUUUACGAAAAAAGCAUUUGAUGAUGGUCAGCUAUUUUAACCCAGAUAUAGAGCAAUGUGUGAAUAGGAUGAUUGAGAAAGAAAAUGUUCUUUUGUCUCAACCUGUGUCUACAACUUCUACCUCGUUUAAAUUAACCCGUAAUGACAAUUGUUAUAAGUUAAAAUCUGGGUUUAUUGUUGUUGUAUCAGAAUACAUUAAAGAUAGUGACGUCAUAGUAUGUAAGACAUUCAAAAAACUUGAAGACUUGUAAAAAUAUCCUAGCUCUAGUUCUAUUUUAGGCAUACAUCAGGUUUCAAAAAUAUCAAAGAGUUUUAGAGUAAAUGUGAGCCAAGUUGAAGCAAAAUGUUGGUUGAUGUCAUUGGAUGACAAAUUAAUUGUUGUUCCUUUAAUAAAUUGUUAAUAUAAAUAAUACAAUAUAAAUUGUUUAUAAAUUGCGAUUUUAUUGCCAAUGAACUGCGAAAAACCUACCGUUAAUAUUUUGCAUAAAUUACCGUGAAUGCAACGGUGGUUUUGACGUAAACAUUACUGUGGAUUUGUUGCAAAUGCCACGGUUAUUUUAUUGUUACUUUCCACGUUAAAAUAACGUGAAAACCACUGUGGUUUUCUUGAUGUGUUAGUUGUUGAAAACCACGUUCGAAAAACGGCCAUCAGUUGCAAUUCUGCAACUCAGUUAUUUUUGCGUGGAUUUAACGAAAAUUGUAGAUCGGGAUGUACAUUGGCAAUUGACGAACGUCUAUAAUUCGAAUAAGGCUACUAUUUGGGCACGGCUACUAUUUGAGUUUUUACGGUAUGUACAUUUGGUGUGUAACGUCCGACAUGGGGUAGUCAAUCAAUGUGCUGUCAAACAUGAUAAUUAAGAAGGUGUGCAUAAAGGAUGUCGUCCUGGAUUGAGGGCAGGCUGAGAUUAGUAAAGAAAAUGGCAUCCUCACCUGAAAAUUUGUCACCUGUGACUUAUCAAACCUGGCUGGGUCAUGGUGCAUUUGGCGUCGUCUUAAAAGCCGUGGACCCACCUCGUCUCGCCACUGCUGUCAAGUUUAUAUUUCCACCCAUCGACUCCAACGAUUCUAAAGAUAUGACGCAAAUUUUUCGCGAGUCCACCAUUUCCUCCAGACUAUCACCACACCCAAACAUUGUGGAAAUCUUGGGAGUUUCUGAACGUAAAUUUUCCUUGUCCGAAUUGGAAAGUAUAUUCCCCGAUUCAAUUUUACGAAACGAGGACCAGCAAACAAUGAAAGAUCACUUUCUCGGUAAAGCAAGGCGUCAAAAGAAAAUUUAUGGAGUUCGAAUCGAGAUGGAAUUAUGAGGCGAAAAUUUAAGGAAAUGGUUAAAUUUUCCUCAUCCGGUUAAAGGCCCAACUCUAAAUUUUUACAAGUUCACCAUCAUAAAAAAUCUUACUUCCGGUUUGAAACAUUUGCAUGACAGCAAGAUUAUUCAUCGCGACUUAAAACCAGAAAAUAUCAUGUUUUCCAUGGUGGGAUUCGGCCUUCCGGUGAAAAUUGGGGAUUUUGGUCUCUCUAGAAAUAUUCAUUCGAGCCAGGAAAGUAAAACUAGCUCUUUAACCAGUCAAGUCGGCACGCAGGACUACAUGGCGCCGGAAGCAUUCCGGAACAAGUACGAUUUUAAGGUGGACCUAUUUUCCUUGGGCCUCGUCAUCUGGGAGGUGGUCCAACUAAUUCCAUUUCACCAAAGAAAAAACCUUUUUGAUCGCCUCGUCAACGACAAGGAAGAGAAUGUAGUUCAAAUUAAUCCCGCAAUUCGAGAUGUUGCGCAAUUAAUCGUUUGUUUAACCAAGAAAAGACCUCAAGACCGGAUGGAAAAUAUGAGAGAGGUUACUAACCGCAUCAAGAAAUGGAAAGCGCCAGAAUUUAAAUUUUACAGAAUUGAAUCAAUUCCAAGGUCAUUCCAGGAAGCCGGCAAAAUACUGACGGCCAAGAAUAGCUUGGAACUUGUGACCUGUUUAAUACAGGCAAAACCUGGAUCAACAAUUAACCUAUUGGAUGCUGACUACGCCGGCUAUUUUGUUCUUAACAAGGAAAAAAUCACACUAAUUGGACGCGGAUCAUCAAUUUUAUUUAAAAAUCAUGCAAAAACGCAGCGAAAUCGGCUUAUAGUGUCAGGAAACUAUAACAAUAUUUGGAACAUAAAAUUUUCCUCUACCACCGAUAACCUUUCAUUUGCUCUAACUGGUGAUAACAAUCACGUAAACGGCGUGGAAUUUAUCGGCGGUCAGAAAGGCAUUUUGGUUUCUGGAAAAGAAAAUAAAUUGGAAAACGUAACUGCGACAAAGUGUGAUUCGCCGAUUCAAAUUAAAGGAUGUAAUAAUCUGAUUGACAACGUGCAAUUUGAUUCAAUUGAUGAUUGUGUUAUCUACGUGGGGACCGAAUCGGAGGGAAAUAUGAUCCAGAAUAUUUUCGGGAUAAAUAUGAAACGCGGGAUUUGGUGUGACAGCAAGAAUAAUAAGUUUAGCGGGAUUAAUUUUUCUAAAACGCUUGAUUAUAAAUGUCACGUGGGCGUUAGAUUUGAUCGGAGUGGGAAUUCGAAUACGAUAAAUGACUUAAUUUGUUCGAAUUAUGCGGAUGACGAGUGGGAUUUUGUGGUAUACUCGAGUAAAUCUACGGGUAUGAAUUGUACGUGUAACACGGUGUUUGUAGGUGGGUCAGAGGUUACACUUACCAAGGUCAAUUGUAGUAAUGCACUCAUCAUCGGGAAGAAGGCUGCGGAGGCAGUGUUGCAGAAUUGUGGGGGCAACUGGUUACUGGCUGAGUUACCAGUGAUUCAGAAAAGUUGUCGAUUUGAGAUAAUAUUGAAUAACAGGGAUAUUUAGAUUAGUAUUUUUCAGUGGUAUGAAUGACCUUGGUGAAAUGGUCCUUCUUGUAUCUUCGUAGACACAGGAAGGAAAAAUUUGCAUCAUUCUGCAGAAUAUGUAUUUCUAUGCGUAUGUAUAUGUGUAUACAUACAUACGUGUCAGUAAUAUGUAAUACUAAAGUAGUACUUAAGAAUAGUUUUCCAUAUUACUAUUACUCAUCGUGUAUCUAUUUUAGGGGCUGAGGUGAGACUCUUUGUCGUCAGAUUUCGGUGACAUAUUUAUGUACACAUGUAAUUAGCGAGAAUCUAUGUAUGUACAUUUGUAUGCUUUAUAAUUGUAUCAAUGCAUACUCUGUGCUAUUAUUUAUAAAUAAAAAACAUCAUGUUUGA
Folsomia candida is the source of this 5612-nucleotide messenger RNA. RefSeq lists its product as uncharacterized. Bases 3877 to 5241 code for a protein of 454 amino acids. Gene Ontology annotation, biological process: protein phosphorylation. Gene Ontology annotation, molecular function: eukaryotic translation initiation factor 2alpha kinase activity; ATP binding. The record is from RefSeq and is a predicted model, not a curated record. The transcript has 7 exons. NCBI's taxonomy places the organism in Eukaryota, Metazoa, Arthropoda, Collembola, Entomobryomorpha, Isotomidae. Gene Ontology annotation, cellular component: cytosol.